This is a messenger RNA of Hibiscus syriacus, 360 nucleotides long. Its product is annotated as glycine-rich RNA-binding protein blt801-like. The transcript has 2 exons. NCBI's taxonomy places the organism in Eukaryota, Viridiplantae, Streptophyta, Magnoliopsida, Malvales, Malvaceae. The coding region runs from base 1 to 360 and encodes 119 amino acids. The record is from RefSeq and is a predicted model, not a curated record.
AUGGUUUCCAUUCCCAAGAGUUUCCUUCUCCUUGCUCUUUUAUCUGCCGUUGUUCUUCUCAUUGCUUCGGAAGUGGCAGCCCAAAUGGACAACGGUGAGGUGGCUACUGAAACAACCGACGCUGAGCUUGGAGAUGACAAGAAAACCGGUUAUGGUGGUGGUUCCAGUGGAUACGGUGGUGGUUCCAGUGGUAAACGUGGAGGAUACGGUGGUGGCCGUGGAAGUUACGGUGGUGGACAUGGAAGUUACGGUGGUGGACGUGGAAGUUAUGGUGGUGGACGUGGAAGCUACGGAGGUGGACGUGGAAGUUACGGGGGUGGAGAGCAGAACGAGGCUUUUGUGAUGAACAACGAAGAUUGA